Gorilla gorilla gorilla (western lowland gorilla) is the source of this 1503-nucleotide messenger RNA. It is a transcript of the gene PDCD10, whose product is annotated as programmed cell death 10. The transcript has 9 exons. The record is from RefSeq and is a predicted model, not a curated record. Lineage: Eukaryota; Metazoa; Chordata; Mammalia; Primates; Hominidae. Gene Ontology annotation, molecular function: protein kinase binding. The coding region runs from base 463 to 1101 and encodes 212 amino acids. Gene Ontology annotation, biological process: positive regulation of MAP kinase activity; regulation of Golgi organization. Gene Ontology annotation, cellular component: FAR/SIP/STRIPAK complex.
CUCUCCUACUAUUGGCUAGAAGUGUCCCCACCCAUCGCCUCAGGAUCCCCCCGCAUGGCCUGCCGGGAAGUGUAGUCUUCCGAUUGCAGGAAUUGCGGACAACGCCGGUGAGCGGGACUACGAGUCCCCAUAAGCCUCUGCGCGACUCCGGCUGGGCAGGAUUCCGGACAACGCCUGGUUCCUCUCGGGUCCUUCCGGCGUCGCCGGAGUGAAUUGAUCCGGGAGUUGAAGAGGGCUGCAAGGUGGGAAGUGAAGUCAGUGCCUCAGUUGCUGCUUUCUCCUCUAAAUCUUGGUCUCUUGUUUGGAAGUGACUAACAGCAUUUUGGCAUGAGAAAGCCGUAAAAAGAUCAGUGUGUUUUUUGUGUCCAAUUCUUUUAUCACCAAAAAAGAGAAGAAAUAUUGCAGUGAAUGAAGAUUCCUCUGCAUUUUAGCACUGCUUUUUCAACUGUAGUUGGCUUUUGAAUGAGGAUGACAAUGGAAGAGAUGAAGAAUGAAGCUGAGACCACAUCCAUGGUUUCUAUGCCCCUCUAUGCAGUCAUGUAUCCUGUGUUUAAUGAGCUAGAACGAGUAAAUCUGUCUGCAGCCCAGACACUGAGAGCCGCUUUCAUUAAGGCUGAAAAAGAAAAUCCAGGUCUCACACAAGACAUCAUUAUGAAAAUUUUAGAGAAAAAAAGCGUGGAAGUUAACUUCACGGAGUCCCUUCUUCGUAUGGCAGCUGAUGAUGUAGAAGAGUAUAUGAUUGAACGACCAGAGCCAGAAUUCCAAGACCUAAACGAAAAGGCACGAGCACUUAAACAAAUUCUCAGUAAGAUCCCAGAUGAGAUCAAUGACAGAGUGAGGUUUCUGCAGACAAUCAAGGAUAUAGCUAGUGCAAUAAAAGAACUUCUUGAUACAGUGAAUAAUGUCUUCAAGAAAUAUCAAUACCAGAACCGCAGGGCACUUGAACACCAAAAGAAAGAAUUUGUAAAGUACUCCAAAAGUUUCAGUGAUACUCUGAAAACGUAUUUUAAAGAUGGCAAGGCAAUAAAUGUGUUCGUAAGUGCCAACCGACUAAUUCAUCAAACCAACUUAAUACUUCAGACCUUCAAAACUGUGGCCUGAAAGUUGUAUAUGUUAAGAGAUGUACUUCUCAGUGGCAGUAUUGAACUGCCUUUAUCUGUAAAUUUUAAAGUUUGACUGUAUAAAUUAUCAGUCCCUCCUGAAGGGAUCUAAUCCAGGAUGUUGAAUGGGAUUAUUGCCAUCUUACACCAUAUUUUUGUAAAAUGUAGCUUAAUCAUAAUCUCACACUGAAGAUUUUGCAUCACUUUUGCUAUUAUCAUUCUUUUAAGAAUUAUAAGCCAAAAGAAUUUACGCCUUAAUGUGUCAUUAUAUAACAUUCCUUAAAAGAAUUGUAAAUAUUGGUGUUUGUUUCUGACAUUUUAACUUGAAAGCGAUAUGCUGCAAGAUAAUGUAUUUAACAAUAUUUGGUGGCAAAUAUUCAAUAAAUAGUUUACAUCUGUUAAA